Molecule: messenger RNA, 285 nt
Organism: Colletotrichum paranaense
Lineage: Eukaryota; Fungi; Ascomycota; Sordariomycetes; Glomerellales; Glomerellaceae
Exons: 3
Coding region: 1-285 (94 amino acids)
Source: RefSeq, a predicted model, not a curated record
AUGCGUUCAUUCGCCGUAAGCAUCACGCUGCUUUCCUUCCUUGCCACAGGAUCGAUUGCCCAGAACAACGGUAUCACACCUGUGACAUGCCAGCCAGAGACAGUAAACUGUGACUCAACGGCAGACUGUGAAGCAAAGGGCAAGCUUGGCGGGUUUCCCUGCCCUGCUGGGUCCGGCCAAAACGAUGCCGACUGCUGGAUUGCCUCAAGUUCCGAUCCCAGCGUACAAAUGACCGUGCAGUGUUGGUGUUGCAAGGCAUCGAGCAAAAAGAUGUUUCGUGCCUAA